CUGCACAACGCCAACCUUCUCCUCUCUCAUCCACCUUGUCCUCGUUUGCCUGCAGACCCCUCGUUAUCCCUCUAUUCGACCAUAGUUCCUUCUACCUGUCGCUCGUUUUUGGUAGUGAAGGGUUAUCGCUAAUCGCCAACUACUUUGUUAACCUGUUGACCCCUUGUUGACGCCCGCGAAUACAUAGUUCUCGAUCCGGCACUGUCACCACUCCACGUCCGCCUUCGAUCAUCUUAGGAAGGAUUUCUAUUCUCUUCUGAGCCGCCUGUUGGAUCAUUCACACGGAAGGAAAUGAGGCCCUCUCAGUUGUUCGCGGCCGCAGUCGCUCUAUCAUCCGUCUCCGCGGCAUUGAGCGAUGUCUUCCCUGGCGAGAGAAACGCAGUGGGCCAGGUCAAAAACGUGCUAUACGGCCGACAAGACAACCCAGAUUCACAGUCCGAGACUUCCCAGCCCUCCCAGACUCGCCCCACCGGCACCCAAACCCAAGACGACAAGCCCUCAAAUACAGGCGACGCAGAGGCAUCCGACAAACCGGAAGGAUCAUCCAAGCCCGAACAGACCGACAAGCCCACGGGAACAACCGACCCGUCCGCCAGCAAAGCCACGACGAAGAAGCCCAAAUCCACCGAGUUCGACCCCCGCCUUCCAGCCGGAGGCAUCUCGAUGAUCACGCCGGCCGCGCUGGCUGGACCGCAGUACUACAAGGUCGGCGAGUGGGUAACCUUUGCUUGGAACUACACGUCUCUAUCCGUGACACCGUCGGCCAUUGACGUGCUGGCGUCAUGCUCGGCCAACCAGGCAACCUACACACUGGCAGUCAACCAAAGUGUCCAGGAAACGGGAGUCGUGCUCUGGGAUACGGGCGCGUAUCAAAGUACAGCCAAGGUGCCACUCCUGACGGAAAUGUAUACAUUGGUCAUUUACGACUCCAACGGUAGCCCGACCGAUACCCCUAAAGCGGGCUAUCUGGGUGCAUAUAAGCAGUUUAUCUUUGGCAUGUACACGCCGCAUGCGUAUGUGCCGCUCAAAGAUUUUACAUGCCCGAAUUGCAACCCCAACGCCGCGUUUUCGUCCAUGGAAGCCCUUACGCUCAAGAUGCUCGGUUUCACGUGCAUGACGACGAUGGCUUCGCUGGUUUACUUUGCGUAUAGCUUUGGCGUGUUCUGAGCGUAGCGACUCCCCUCGGUUUCCGACUUUGACAUCGAUUGAGCCAUUCUUUCAUCGACCAGAGCAUCGUUUCCAUCGCAUCGCAUCGCAUCGCACCCUGUUUUUUAUUCUGUCUUCGGCAUGUGCAUAUUAUAUACACUCCUUUUAUCAAAAGAUUGGGCUGGGUUGCAGGAUCGGGAAGGGCGGGCGUUGGACAGCAUACGCGGGGUUUCAUUCAUUCUUUUGGGCAGCGCGGGGCGUUUUUGGGUUGCAAGUGUUGGGUAAGGGUUGGUUUAUUAUAAGCGUUUAAUAUGUGUUGAUUUGGCCGUUGAGAAUGGACGAAAGUAGUGAAUUGAUUGGUAAAGGAAAGGGUGCGAAGAGUAGGAGAUGGAGCAGGGGUUGGGUGAAUGGGAGAAUCAAAUGAGGAGUAAUGCAUGAUGAUGCCUCUGGUAACGAGGAUUUAAUCGGAUAUAUAACUUAAUCUCCCACUGAAUCAAUGUACCCGUCCUUAUUUGUCA
Molecule: messenger RNA, 1664 nt
Organism: Westerdykella ornata
Lineage: Eukaryota; Fungi; Ascomycota; Dothideomycetes; Pleosporales; Sporormiaceae
Exons: 3
Coding region: 292-1167 (291 amino acids)
Source: RefSeq, a predicted model, not a curated record